UGAUAAUCACUCGAGAUAAGGCCGUCUCAGUGACCCUGUGUGUUUAUAAAAAGGGGGGAGGCUGUGGAAAAAUAGAGUGAAGGUGACAGAGAGCGUGAAAGAUUGUCCUGUCCUACAGUUACCUAGCAAAGAUGACUUUCAACGGAGCUUGGAAAGUAGACCGCGGUGAAAACUACGACAAAUUCAUGGAACAAAUGGGCAUUAACAUCAUGAAGAGGAAACUGGCUGAGCAUGACAACCUGAAAAUCACCAUCACACAGACUGGGGACCAGUUCCACAUCAAGGAGUCCAGCACCUUCCGCACCAAAGAGAUCGACUUCACCCUGGGGGCUCAAUUUGAAUACGCUCUGGCGGACGGAACAGAAGUAACAGGUUCCUGGAACAUGGAGGGUGAGAUGCUGAAAGGGACCUUCACCAGGAAGGACAACAGCAAGGUCCUCACCACCACCAGAGCUCUGGUGAAUGGGGAACUGGUUCAGAGUUACAACUAUGAGGGGGUGGAUGCCAAGAGGAUUUUCAAGAAGGAGUAAAAAUGAAACCCAAAAAGAAGACAUCACCGCAGACAUCACCGCCAAACACACGAGUGACACGUCUCUACCCCAGGAGGAAUCACACACCUGAGGUUUAAAAGAUCAGAUUCAGAAUCUGCAUUUCUCCCCCUCCUACUCAAUGUACUGAACUAGCUGGUUUUAAGCAAUUACCUCUCUGGUUGAGGUACUAUUGAUUAGACGUUAGCUAGAUUACUCCUACGUCUAGUUGAGGCAGUAUUGAUUAGAAAGUAGUAAGAUGGUUGGCACAGAACAGUGCACAUGACCUCUGCCCUUUGAACUUGGACUUCAACAUGUCUGAUAGCCACUUCAUCCAGCAAGCAGGCGCCUAUGAGAGAGAGCUGGGCCAGAUUUAGUCCAGAAUCAACUGAUAUCUGGUAAGAUAUUUUGUAACUCUAAUGCUAUAUAUAAGUUGCCGAUAUGCUCAUUCUACAGUCUGUCUGGAUUUUAACAUCAUUAAAGCAGCAGUUUGUGAUUUAUAAAUAAAGUCAGUACAAAGAUUCUCUGGUCAAUGCUGUUGUUUCAGUGUAAAAACAGUAAAAGGACUUGUAAGAUAAAGAUAUAUCCCAAAACA
Clupea harengus (Atlantic herring) is the source of this 1122-nucleotide messenger RNA. RefSeq names its product fatty acid-binding protein, intestinal-like. The record is from RefSeq and is a predicted model, not a curated record. Lineage: Eukaryota; Metazoa; Chordata; Actinopteri; Clupeiformes; Clupeidae. Gene Ontology annotation, molecular function: lipid binding.